Mesorhabditis spiculigera is the source of this 954-nucleotide messenger RNA. The record is from the annotation of a GenBank genome assembly. Lineage: Eukaryota; Metazoa; Nematoda; Chromadorea; Rhabditida; Rhabditidae.
AUGGAGAUUCAGCAGCAAUCCACCGGAUUCGGCCGCGUGCCCGUCAAGUCGACCGAAGCAGCCCCCCACCAGUGCCGCCCGCAAAACCAGUGGGCUCCCGAUUCGGAGGUGGGCAAGUGGGAGAACGAGAUCGAGGAGAUUUUCCAUGACGCCGCGGUAGGCCAAGUGCAACAAGUCGACCAGGCCCAGACCGGACAACAACAACAACUCCAACAAGCCCCAAUGGACUCGGAGCUUUUCCUCGCCCAAGGCCCCACCCAGACCCCCGAUAUCCAGCCGGAAAUUCGUCACGAAUCCACCGAAAAGUCGGUGAUGAACAAGGCGACGAUCCGCAGCGAGGAGGAGUUCCCGCCGCUCGGCACCGAUUCCCUCACACAGAACCGCGACCAGGAGAUGGCCCAGGAGAAGCCGAUGUUCGGCUCGACGCCCCAGGAGCACGAGCAGUUGGAGUCGUCUCUCAAUGCGCAGCUGCCGCGUCACGGCAUGCCCCUCGACACGUUCAUCGAGCACGGCAUUGACGGAAAGCCCCAGCGCAACAUUGAAGACAAGGCCCACCAGGAUCGCGACGAGCUCGCCCCGAAAACUGGCAUCCGAGCUGGUGAGGGGUUGAGACACAAAUUGGACAAGAAGCAAGUUGACGACGAGCGAAUGGAGGUUGACGAGCCGGAGAAAGAGCACAAGAAGGAGUCGAAAGAGAGGAAAAGCUCGAAGGACGAGCCCGAGCUGUCCCCUCCGGAUGAGGCUGAUAAGGAGAAGAAAGAGAUGUCAGAGGUGAAGACUGUCGUUGGAGAAGUGAAACACGUCGCUGAGGUUAUUGGAUCCACGAUUGUGAGUGGAGUGGAGGGCGUGAAAGAAAUGCUGAGCGACGCCGUGCACCAUUUGACGGAUGCGCCAAAGGACGAGCAGACUGAGGGUAAGACCGUUAGAGAGGAGUACGGCUACAACACGUGCGCC